AUGGACAACAGCAAAACUAUAGAAUCCUGGCUAUCUCCUGCAACAUCAAAUGACGAUCUUCUUAUACCUAACUUUCAAACACCGUUUCGCUGUGAUCAUAAUGAUCGCAUAGGUGGAGGAGUCACUAUCUACAUUCGAGAUGGCCUUCUCGCCAAACAUCGUGACGACCUUUCUGUUGCUGGAAUAGAGGCUCUCUGGCUUGAAAUAAAUUUUAGACAUCGUGUCAUCAUUGUAGGAGGCAUCUAUCGUCCUCCGGAUUCAAAUAAUCAGCAAUGGCUUCUUCUUGAACAGUCCAUAGACCAAGCUUUUAACCAACCUUGUGAUAAUAUCCUAGUUGCUGGUGACUUUAACAUCAACAUCCUAAACACUCAGACAAACAAGAUAUCAAAUCUAAUUUCCUCUUACCAGGCAGAACAAUUAAUUUCAUCACCAACACAUUUCACAGAAAACUCAUCCUCUCUAAUUGAUCUCAUUUUUGUUAAAAAUAAUAAUCACGUACUAACAAGCUUUGUUGCCGAUCCAUUCAUUCCUGACAUGAUUCGAUUUCACUGCCCUACUGUUGCUGUUCUUAAACUAGACAAACCUAUAAAUACUACAUUCAAAAGAAAAGUAUGGUUGUACGACAAAGGUAACUAUGAUCAAUACAAAACAAUACUGCAUAAUACUACCUGGGACACCAUAAUAGAAAACACUGACCUUAACAAAGCCACUGAAGACAUCACACACGCAAUAUUAACUGCAGCACAACAAUCAAUUCCAAAUAAAACAGUCACAAUAAGACAAAACGACAUUCCUUGGCUAAAUAACACGAUAAGAAAGGCUAUUAGGAAGCGCAAGAAGUUACACAAAACAGCAAAACGACUUAACACUGAACAAGCUUGGACAAUGUUUAAAACAAUACGUAACGAGGUUACAAAACUAAUACGAAUAUCAAAACAAAACUACCAAAAUAAACUCAUUGAACAAGUAAAUUCAAACACAAUAACAGCGAAACUCUGGUUCAAAACUGCUAAAAAACUAACAAAUAAAACAACAGCUCAGACAAUUCCAACGCUACAAGACCAAAAUAUACAAGCAUCUACAGACCAAGAAAAGACAGAACUCCUUAACCAUUUCUUUUGCUCACAAUCCACCAUAGAUGACACUAAUGAAAUUUUGCCACCAUGCCCAUCCUCUACUACAGCUACCCUAACGAAUAUUCUUAUUACACCAACAGACGUCUCUGAUGCUAUAUCCCUCAUUGAUCCAUCUAAAGCAUGUGGUCCUGAUCUCAUCAGCCCUAAACUUCUUCGAGAAGGCUUUAUCAAAGGUGACUCUACAGUGAACCAACUGGUAUAUCUUCAUAACGACAUCUGCAAUGCUCUCGAUAACGGCAAGGAAGUUCGAGCCGUGUUCUGUGACGUUUCAAAGGCCUUCGACAGGUCCCCUAAUGAAUCUAUCACAGAAUAUAAGAUAAGUGAAAAAUGUCCAAAAAUGUUCGAUAAACGUAGCUGA
Messenger RNA from Mercenaria mercenaria, 1494 nucleotides. RefSeq lists its product as uncharacterized. The transcript has 4 exons. The coding region runs from base 1 to 1494 and encodes 497 amino acids. NCBI's taxonomy places the organism in Eukaryota, Metazoa, Mollusca, Bivalvia, Venerida, Veneridae. The record is from RefSeq and is a predicted model, not a curated record. Gene Ontology annotation, molecular function: catalytic activity.